AUGCCGCUGGUGAAAAGUGAUGAUCUUGGUCGUGAUGAAGGGGCUGCAGAGUCGUUGCUGCAGAGGCACGCUCGUUUGGAGGAAGAAAUCCAUGCUUAUAGAGCCGAUAUUGUUCGACUUGAAGAAAUGAGCCAACAACUUGCCAAUAGCUCAUUCCAUACUGCGACAACAAGCAGUCAAGAGACAGAAGAGGUGUCCGUGCCACAGAUUGAAAUGCUCUACAAGUACGAUGGGAACGGUAUGUCCGUUGCCAAAGGUGAAGUCCUCGCUCUGUUAGAACAGUCAACUCCGGAAUGGUGGCGUGUGUUGAAGCAAGAUGGUACUGAAGGAUUCGUUCCGGCGAAUUACUGUAGAAAAGUGCCAGGAGAAUUG
This is a messenger RNA of Ostertagia ostertagi, 372 nucleotides long. Lineage: Eukaryota; Metazoa; Nematoda; Chromadorea; Rhabditida; Trichostrongylidae. The record is from the annotation of a GenBank genome assembly.